Lactuca virosa is the source of this 1316-nucleotide messenger RNA. Lineage: Eukaryota; Viridiplantae; Streptophyta; Magnoliopsida; Asterales; Asteraceae. The record is from the annotation of a GenBank genome assembly.
AUGGAAGCAAAGGGAGAUGUAUCGGAUAGUUCAUUUACCAGUGUCACCUCACUUACCCUAAAAGGUCCAAAAAAAAUUCCCCAACAAUAUGUUCUUCCUUCUUUUCAACGAUCAAACCAUAGCCUUCUUGAUCACAUAUCUACUGAAUUUCCAAUCAUCGACCUUUCCAUGCUCAACCACCCUGCUCACAUGCCCAAACUAGUCAAUGAAGUUGGUGCUGCCUGCAAGAAACUUGGGUUCUUUCAGAUACUCAAGAGGAAAUCUUUGUCCAACCCUUUUGAGUGGGAAAAGCUUUGUUCCAAUCAAAUGCACGCCCAAGUAAUAAACCAUGGGAUUCCUAGUUGGGUCAUGAAAGAUGCAAUAGACUCUGCUGAAGAAUUCUUUAGGUUGCCAAGCGACAAGAAGAUGUGUUUUGCUUCUACCGAUGUUCACGCGCCUGUAAGAUAUGGCACUAGUAUGAAUCAUGUGAUAGAUAAGGUGCUGUUUUGGAGAGACUUCAUCAAGCAUUAUGCUAAUCCGAUAUCAGAAUGGAUCCAUCUAUGGCCAUCGGAUCCUCCAAGUUACAGAGAGAAGAUGGGAAGCUAUGCAAAGGCGGUGAAUACAUUACAGAAGCAAUUAAUGGAAGUGAUCCUGGAAAGCUUAGGGCUGAAUGCGGAUUACUUACAUGAUGACAUAGAAGAAGGUUCACAAGUCAUGGCUGUCAACUGCUACCCGGCCUGCCCGGAACCAGAUCUUGCACUAGGGAUGCCACCACACACGGAUUAUGGUACCCUCACCAUCUUAAAUCAAAGCCAGCAAGGACUUCAAAUUAUGGACGAAGAUAAAAAAUGGCGCGCGGUUCCAUUUGUUCAAGGUGCCCUAAUAGUUCAGUUGGGAGAUCAAUUUGAAGUGUUGAGCAAUGGAAGAUACAAGAGUAUACGUCAUAGAGCCAUUCUUGACUCGCAUAAACAGCGCCUGUCAAUUGCUAGUAUUCAUAGUAUGCCCAUGGAGAAAAAGGUAGGACCAGCACCUGAGGUAAUUGAUGAGCAACACCCCGUUGCCUACAAAGAAGGGAGCUUCAGUGGAUUUCUUGAUCACAUAUCUGUUAAAUCUGUAUCAGAAGAUACGUACCUCGACACGUUAAAAAUUCAUGAAGCAUGAUAUAAACAAGCAUCGAAAUUCAAAGGAAGAUUUAUCAUGAUGGAGCUUACAGAAAUUAUAUGAUUCAGGGUGUGGCCCACCCUGUACUUUUAUUAAGUUUAGGCCUUAAUAUGCAAAAAAGACAAAAUUAUAGGCUUCCCUUUCCCUGUUUUGUAUGUAAAAUAUGUUUGUCCGCU